AUGUCAAUUCAGAGCCAAGAUGAUUUCUUUAAAUUUGAAAAAUUGUGUAAAGAUUUCUAUUUAAUGCAUGAAGAUACAAUUAAAAUUGAUGAAGUUCUUCAUCAAUAUUUUUUAAAUCCAAAUUUUUUAAACGAAUAUAAGCAAAUUUUAACAUUUACAAAGAAUUCAUAUGUCGUAGCACAAGUAUUCAGAGGUUUAAUUAAAUGUGUAACUUCAUUUUGGACAUCUCUAACACCAACUCAAAAGACUGAUAUGAGUAAAUAUAUAGGUUAUAAUAAUAAUAGUAAUAAUAAUAAU
Molecule: messenger RNA, 297 nt
Organism: Dictyostelium purpureum
Lineage: Eukaryota; Evosea; Eumycetozoa; Dictyosteliales; Dictyosteliaceae
Exons: 1
Source: RefSeq, a predicted model, not a curated record